Molecule: messenger RNA, 2757 nt
Organism: Rotaria sp. Silwood1
Lineage: Eukaryota; Metazoa; Rotifera; Eurotatoria; Philodinida; Philodinidae
Source: the annotation of a GenBank genome assembly
AUGAUUAGGUUUUUGUCUUUAAUAAGUUUUAUUCUUAUUCUGUACAUUCCAUCAAUUGAAAAUGUUGAUCGAAGUAAUUUCAAAACAUGUGAACAAAGUUCAUUUUGUCGACGUCAACGUAAAUAUAAACCUGAUACAACACCUUAUGAAGUUGAUCUAACUUCAAUGAAAACAAUUGACAAAGGACAUAUACAAUUUGUUUUACUUAAUACAUUAAAAUCUGAAGUUAAAUUUCAAUUAGAUUUAUAUACACUUGAACAUAAUUCAUUACGUGUUAAAAUUAAUGAAAUAAAUUCAUUAAGAAAACGUUAUGAAGUUGAACAUGUUCUUGUUGGUGAACCAAAACUUGUUGAUGUCAAUAUUAAAAAAAAUGAUAAUAAUCAAAUUGAAGGACGAUUUGGUCAAACAGCUAAGUUUAUACUUAGUGCAAAACCAUUUCGUUUGGAUUUAUUUACAAAUGAUAUAUUUGUUAUAAGUGUUAAUUCAAAAAAUAUGUUUAAUUUUGAACAUUAUCGAAAAAAACCAGGAUCUGAUGGAGCAGCAGUUGAGAAUAAUAAUGAAGAUAAUGAAGAUGGAAUGUGGGAAGAAACAUUUAAAAGUCAUCAUGAUUCGAAACCAUAUGGUCCAUCAUCAAUUGGUGUGGAUAUAAAUUUUCUUAAUUUUGAAAAUGUUUAUGGUAUUCCUGAACAUGCUGAUGCAUUUUCACUUAGAUCAACACAUGAUACUGAUCCAUAUCGUUUAUAUAAUCUUGAUAUAUUUGAAUAUGAUAUUAAAAAUCCUAUGGCUUUAUAUGGUGCAGUACCUUAUAUGCUUGCUCAUAAUGAACAUGCAACUGUUGGUUUCUUUUGGUUAAAUGCUGCUGAGGGUUGGAUUGAUGUUCUUAAUGAUAAAUUAAAUGCGAAAAAUUUAUUCUCAACUAUAACAAAUUUUUUUGGUACAAAAUCAAAUAGUGAUCAUAAUGAAGUACCUGAAGUGACAACACAUUGGAUGUUUGAAGCAGGCAUUUUUGAUGGUUUCUUUUUUAUGGGUCCAACACCAAAUGAUAUUUUUAAACAAUAUACAGCCAUUACAGGAACUACACCACUUCCACCGCUUUGGGCAAUUGCAUAUCAUCAAUGUCGUUGGAAUUAUAAUGAUGAAGAUGAUGUACGAAGUGUUAACAAUGGUUUUGAACAACAUCAAAUUCCAAUGGAUGUUAUUUGGCUUGAUAUUGAACAUACAAAUGGAAAACGUUAUUUCACUUGGGAUACAUCGAAAUUUCCUGAUCCAGAAAAAUUACAAGAUGAUUUAGCUAUUUAUGGAAGACGAAUGGUUACUAUAACUGAUCCACAUAUAAAAAAAGAUGAUGGAUAUCAUAUAUAUGCUGAAGCUAAAUCAAAUGGUUAUUUUGUUAAAACAAAAGAUGGAGCAGAUUUUGAAGGAUGGUGUUGGCCAGGUUCUUCAAUGUGGCUUGAUUAUUUUAAUCCAGACAUCUUUAAAUGGUAUUGUAAACGUUAUACUUAUGACAAUUAUAAAGGUUCAACACCAAAUCUUUUUAUUUGGAAUGAUAUGAAUGAACCAUCUGUAUUCAAUGGACCUGAAGUUACAUUUCCAAAAGAUAUUAUUCAUCAUGGUGGAUGGGAAAAUCGUGAUGUACACAAUUUAUAUGGUAUGCUUCAACAUAUGGCAUCAUUUAAUGGUCUUGUUGAACGUUCCAAUGGACACACACGUCCAUUUGUAUUAACACGUUCUUUUUUUGCUGGUUCACAACGAACAACAGCUGUUUGGACAGGUGAUAAUGCGGCUCAAUGGAGUCAUCUAAAAAUCGCUGUGCCAAUGUUACUUAGUUUAUCAGUAACUGGUAUUACAUUUGUUGGUGCUGAUGUUGGUGGAUUCUUUAAUAAUCCUGAUCCACAAUUACUUGUUCGAUGGUAUCAAGCUGCAGCAUUUCAACCAUUCUAUCGUGAACAUGCACAUAUUGAUACAGCUCGUCGUGAACCAUGGCUAUUUGGUGAUGAUAAUACACGACUUAUUCGGCAAGCUAUUGAACAACGUUAUACUUAUUUACCUUAUUGGUAUACAUUAUUUUAUAAACAAGAAAAACAAGGUUUACCACCAAUGUUACCAUUAUGGGCUAAUUUUCCACAUGAUAAAAAUACAUUUAAAACAGAAGAUUCAUUUAUGAUUGGUAAUGGUCUUCUUGUCUGUCCUAUAACAGAAGCGGAUACAAAUCAAGUUUCAAUUUAUUUUCCUGGAGAAAAUACAAUUUGGUAUGAUAUACGAACAUUUGCUCAACAUAAUGGUUCAACUUUAAGUCUUAUUAAUGUUGAUAUGGAAUCAAUUCCUGUUUAUCAACGUGGUGGUGAAAUUAUUCCACAACGUUUACGAAAACGACGUGCAUCAAUGCUUGCUAUAAAUGAUCCAAUUACUUUAAUUGUUGCACUUGAUCGAAAUCAUGAAGCUGAAGGUGAACUUUAUAUGGAUGAUGGUCAAUCAUAUGAUUAUCGACAAAAACAUCAAUUUAUUCAUCGACGUUUUGCAUUUAAAAAUAAUGAGCUUAAAUCAAUAUCUCUUGAUUCAACAGCUAAAUUUGAAACAGAGGCUUGGAUUGAACGUAUAGUUAUUCUUGGUUAUCCAAAAAAUCCAAAUCGUUUAACAAUUAAUUCAGGCGAUAAACAAGCUAUUCCACUUCAUAGUUAUCAAGAUGCAUCUCAAACACUUAUUAUUCGACGACCAGGUCCAUCUGUAACAGCUGAUUGGACACUUACACUUUCAUAA